AUGAAGAUUCCACUUCACUUUUUAAUUAUUUUGCUAUGCACCGCUCUUCCGGUGAUCGCUUGCUGGGAUCCAGAAGAGGGGACCAUUGCACGUAGGAACUACCUGCGUGAUGCUUACACGGAACUUCUGGAGGCACGCCUGAUCACGAUCUCCGAUGAGCUUGAAGGGCUCUAUAGUAGAACUGGACGAUUAGCCAGGCUCAACAAUAGCGAUAGGAAAGAGGCGAAGAAGUUCAUAGAUAAAGCUCAGAAAGACGGCAAGAUUGGCCUAGCCGCCACCCGAGGCUCCUCCGCCAAAACCAUUUACACAGACAAGAAAUUCCACCUUGACCGACAAUUAGGACAGGGGGCAGACGGGACUUUCAAGGUCGCUGUGCAACUCACCACUAACGGACAGAAAGGGCGCCCUAAGGGCUCAACGACUGUGGCUCAGGUGCAGAUGAAGGACUUCCCACAAGGCAAGCAGCCACCGCCCGAGCGAGUCGCCAAGGCUCUGAAGCAGUCCCUCAAAACUGGCCGGGAAAAAACUGUCCCAUUUGAAACAGCGAAGCAGAUAGCGCACAGGGAGAGACUCGAGGCUCAAAAGAAGAGAAACAAAGUGAAGAAGAACGGAAAGCAAUACAAGUUCAGACGCUAA
Messenger RNA from Coprinopsis cinerea okayama7#130, 636 nucleotides. RefSeq lists its product as hypothetical. The coding region runs from base 1 to 636 and encodes 211 amino acids. NCBI's taxonomy places the organism in Eukaryota, Fungi, Basidiomycota, Agaricomycetes, Agaricales, Psathyrellaceae. The record is from RefSeq and is a predicted model, not a curated record. The transcript is spliced from 4 exons.